This is a messenger RNA of Mycena indigotica, 1476 nucleotides long. RefSeq lists its product as uncharacterized. The record is from RefSeq and is a predicted model, not a curated record. Gene Ontology annotation, molecular function: protein binding. The transcript is spliced from 6 exons. The coding region runs from base 16 to 1476 and encodes 486 amino acids. Lineage: Eukaryota; Fungi; Basidiomycota; Agaricomycetes; Agaricales; Mycenaceae.
CACUCCUUCCGUGUCAUGGUAUCGGCCGACAACGUCCAUCUGGAUGUCCUAGAGCUCAUCUUCGCGUACCUCUCUGGCUCUGACCUCGCGUCCAUCGCGCUGGUCAGCCGCUCGUUUUUUGCCGGCGUCAUUCCGCGACUUUACUCCACACUUCUCUUCCGCCUCACACACGCGAAGCGGUAUAUGAGUAUCAUCUCUCCGUUUGCUGCUGUCGCGCUACAUCCAGAGCUUGGGGUCCAUGUCAGGUAUAUUGAUAUACGGACGGUUCCGAUAGUCAAGUCACAAUACCACCCCAAAUUUCUCAAGGAAACCACAUUAGCCCUUUCUCUCUGCCCCAACAUAAUCUCCUUCCGCUGCAGUACGCCUGCGUUACCGCCAUUCAUCAGCACCUUACAGUCGAAGGGCCGGCUUCGGGACCUGCGGAUAAAUGCAACGCUGACGAGCGAGCAGUCCACGAUGCUGGUGAAGCUGGAGGGGAUACGAAACCUUACGCUGGAUUUUGCAAGCUGGAAUCUGCUGAAUAUGUUACCCAAGUGGACGGGGUCACUGACUGGGUUGACGACAUUGACACUAUUUAUGGCACAAGAGCUCAAUGAUAUUGUCCUCGAGUCAGUCGUCCAGCAGCUUCCAGCGUUGGUUGGUCUCCAUGUGGUUGGCUGCUCCAAAGUCGACCAUGUCGUCGUGCUUGGGUUGCUUUCGCACACACCAGACUUGCAAAGCCUUUCUAUGACCACGGGGGAAGGCAAUCGUAUUCUUCCAACCCCACCUCCCCACCUCCCACAUCUCCGUCAUCUUGCACUGGACACCCGUCUCUCUGCGUCCCAGCCGCCAAGCACCACAGUUAUAUCCUCCAUCCUUACUUACUUGUCCCCUCCCGGACUCGGCUCAUUACCGGCCACAACGUCGACCUAUACUUUCGACUUUUCCGCUCCGCCACCGACGCUUCCCCUUCCCUCGAUGGGCCCACGCCUCGAAUCAUUCAUUGUCAGAUAUCCCGACCGUCAGAUGAGCAUCCCUGCCACCCUCACCACUCAGCUCGCGGCAAUGCAUGGCUCGAGCCUCAGGAGUGUCAGCUUCAUCGACUGUGUGCUUGGGGUCCACGACGCGUUACCGGCCCUUCUUAAGGGUUGUACCAAGCUCGAGCGGUUGGAGGUUGCGUUACCCAUUCGGGACAUGACUAUAUUCACGGCGGCGAUCGCCCAUUCACGGACCCUCCGUGUUCUUGUCGACGUCGAGGCGCAUUCGACUUCUGCACAUAAUCCACGCCCGUCCCUGACGCAAGACACCGUCCGGCAUCUAUUCGUCAGUGUGCCAACGUUAGGGAAAGUGGUUGUGGAGGGAACAAGGGUUUGGACGCGCGGGAAACUUGCGAUGGGACGGCUUGGCGUUUCGCUGGACCGCAAAAUGAGCACGAGCGCGAUGGCGGGGCGGAUGGCUGGGACGGGGAUGCAUUGGUUUAUGCCGCGGGAGGCGUAG